UGACAAUGGCAGUCCCUUCACUUUCCCUUUCCCUUCUCUUACUCUUCACAAUCGCUCUAUUUUUCCCAUUCCUCAUUUCCUCUUCCCCUGUUCAAGACCCUGAGCUUGUAGUCCAAGAUGUUCACAGAGCUAUCAAUGCGUCUAGGAGGAACCUUGGGUAUCUGUCGUGUGGAACCGGGAACCCCAUUGACGACUGCUGGAGGUGUGACCCCAACUGGGAGAAGAACCGCCAGAGGCUAGCCGAUUGUGCCAUUGGGUUCGGCAAGAACGCCAUUGGUGGAAGAGAUGGUAAGAUUUACGUUGUUACCGAUUCGGGCGACGACGACGCGGUUAACCCGAAGCCCGGGACUUUACGACAUGCUGUGAUUCAAGACGAACCGUUGUGGAUAAUUUUCGCUCGUGACAUGACCAUCCAGCUGAAAGAAGAGCUGAUAAUGAACUCUUUCAAGACCAUCGACGGCAGGGGCUCCAGUGUUCACAUUGCCGGUGGUCCAUGCAUUACCAUUCAGUUCGUCACCAACAUCAUCAUCCACGGACUCAACAUACAUGAUUGUAAACAAGGAGGGAAUGCUAUGGUGAGGGACUCCCCGCGGCACUUUGGUUGGAGGACGAUAUCGGACGGUGACGGUAUUUCCAUCUUUGGCGGUAGCCACGUCUGGGUCGAUCAUAACUCGUUAUCAAACUGCAACGAUGGUCUGAUAGAUGCCAUCCACGGGUCCACCGCGAUUACCAUCUCCAAUAACUACAUGACUCACCACGAUAAAGUCAUGUUAUUGGGGCACAGUGACUCCUAUACUCAAGACAAGAACAUGCAAGUCACCAUUGCUUUUAACCACUUUGGUGAAGGCCUUGUCCAAAGAAUGCCAAGAUGUAGACAUGGGUAUUUCCAUGUGGUGAACAAUGACUACACCCAUUGGGAAAUGUAUGCCAUCGGAGGAAGUGCAAACCCAACAAUAAACAGCCAAGGGAACAGAUUUACUGCACCUGAUAACAGAUUCAGCAAAGAGGUGACGAAGCACGAAGAUGCACCGGAGAGUGAUUGGAAGAGCUGGAAUUGGAGAUCUGAAGGUGACCUAAUGGUGAACGGAGCAUUCUUUACACCUUCCGGCGUGGGGUCGUCGUCCAGCUACGCCAAGGCUUCGAGCUUGGGAGCUAGGCCAUCAUCACUUGUCGCAACCAUUACAACCAAUGCCGGUGCACUUAGUUGCAAGAAAGGUGCACGUUGCUGAUCAUAAUGAUGGCGCCCAACACAACACUUUAUUACAAAGUGGGUCAUUGAACUCAUUAAAUUUAGUUAGAGAGAAGUGAUUUUUAAAAGCCUAAUGAAGAUAUGGGAAGGGGAAAGAAAAGCCUAUAGUUAAAUGGAUUUGCAUGGCUUUUAUCUUUUUUGUCUUCCAAAUUUUACUUUUGUUUGGGGCUUGUUUUGUUUGUCUGAUUACAACUGUCGGCCUGUUGCCCUUAGAACAUCUUGGGAUUCCCUUGUAAGAAUCGUGAUGCGUUUUGAGAGAAAACAAGUGCUGAUGUGUUGAUAUAAUACUAAAUUUCUAAGUUAAAUCUUUAU
Hibiscus syriacus is the source of this 1561-nucleotide messenger RNA. RefSeq names its product probable pectate lyase 18. The transcript has 3 exons. Bases 6 to 1229 code for a protein of 407 amino acids. The record is from RefSeq and is a predicted model, not a curated record. NCBI's taxonomy places the organism in Eukaryota, Viridiplantae, Streptophyta, Magnoliopsida, Malvales, Malvaceae. Gene Ontology annotation, molecular function: pectate lyase activity.